UUUCGCAUGAAGACGAAAAUGAAGACAACGUAAACACGAAGAGUCAAGUGAAAAUUUGUAGUGGUGUUCGAUGUGAAAAUUCGGAAAAUUGAACGAUUUUCUCUGUUUAAUACAGUGCGGAAUGCGUUAGAAAUCUCUCCAGUAGACAAUGUAUUCGGAAUGGGCAUCGCUGGUGCCGUCUAUUACGGAAAACAUUACUAACGCUCAAUCGCAAAGUGUUCUCGGGAAAUUUGGGAUAGCGGGUGGGCGUGAUGUGGCAGCCGUCGUCGUAAAACAGUUAGCUGGCAAUCUUGGAAUUACGAAUGCAGCGGAACCCAGCACGCUCGUCGCGGAUCAGGAGGUACAAUGGUGCAUGGACGUAAUUUGUCACGGGCUGUCCCUUCCGCUGGCGGAGCAUGACAUUAUCAAGGAUUGCGUCAAUAUCUACUGCGAGUGGCUGACAGCGUUACUGCCCAAUCCGAAAAUUAGCGUUCCGAAACCAAUUUGUGAUGAUCCCAAUACCUACGUGCGGAAAAUCAUUAAGCAUCUGUACAACUUGUUCGUCCCCAGGCCAGGAGAAGGGUUUGAACGGUUUGAACUGAUCUCGUUUUAUCUUCCUCAUGCUCUACCAGACUGGCCUUUUAUAUAUCAAGAGGAUUUAGGUACCGAUACCAUCAAUCGACAAGCCGUCUUCUGUCACCGAGUUCUACGCACUCUGCAGGAUACAGCUCAAAAUUCGCAAAUACUAACGGUUGAAACGUGGGAGGCAUUGCUGCUGUUUCUAUUGGCCAUCAAUGAAAUCCUUUUGGCACCGCCGAUUGUGAAAGAUGAUGUCGGAGAUCAGCUGUGCGAGCGUGUUUUGUCCGUUUUGUUUGAAGUGUGGCUGCUGGCGUGUAGUCGGUGCUUCCCUUCGCCUUCAUUGUGGAAGACAUUUCAAGAGUCUUGCGCCGCUUGGCGCCAUCGGAUUGCUCUCGUCGAGCAAUGGAAUCGAGUGAAUCUGGUGUUAACGGCAAAGCUACUUGAAUUCACUUAUGGACCAGCAUUUCCGGAAAUGAAGAUUAUGGACGAAGACAGCAAUCUAAUUCCACCGGGAAUGACUAAUGAUGGAAUUGCCCAGUCUUGGAUACGGUUCCUGAAAAUUUUGGGAGCACCAACGGACCUGUGCUGCCCGCAGGUUGUCAGCCGAACUCCGCAAUUCAUCCAAGCCGUCCUAUUGAAUGCAGAUGGUGUGGAGCCACAUUACCAUCCGUGCUUGCUGCAGUUGCCGCAGAUCUUCUUGAAAACUAUGAAAGGAAUUGCUGGACUUGUAGACGCCUUUUUGGGCAUAGCUCAGUACAGACAGGACGAUGUAAGCAUUUUGGAGAACAUGAAUCAGCUGCAAUUUUUUGGCGGUGCAAGCGCUACAACUAGUGGUGGUGGGAACACAACUCCUAAUAUUAAUUUCAGACAUUCCGGUGGAGAGAUCAAACAGAGCCCAUCGGUUCGUGCCAGUGGUGGGCUUGGGGGGUUGGGAUUGGGGGCUGCAUUGGGAGUAGCGGGAAGUACUUCAGGCAAUCAUAACAGUGGCGGUAGCAAUAGUCAAACCGAUGGAAACACAAGCUCCGGAAACAUGGGAGUCAGCGCAUUGAGCAAUUUUAUCAGUGGUUACACUCAUGAUGGGCUUCAUUUCGGAGGAUCGGGUAGCGGAGAUGGAACGCCAAGUUCACCAACACCACCGUUGCAGCGAAGGCUGGCAAAGAGUUUCAGCGUUGCUCCGUCGAUUUCCGCGCAUGCCGUUAUUUCGAUGGCCCAUUCCAAGGGCCUCACCAAGAGUUCGUUUAGUGGAUUAACCAGCAGCAGGACAUCAGCAAAUCAGGCCAAUUCCAUUCCACAGUCGACGUCGCUACCAUCUUCUAAUUUUUCAUCUAUGCUCUCACUGUGUCAGGAAAAUCGUUACCCUCUGGCAGCAAAUCGUCCACGUUGCAACAGCAUCCUUCACCUCUUCGGUGAGUGGCUUUUUGAUGCAGCUCAUAUCGGAGGCGAAACGUGGAUUCAGAAUAUGAAAAAGAAAGCUGCCGAAGCGAAACGCCGACCUUCAUCAAUGAUCAUGGACAACCGCAAAGGAAGUCUAUCACAGCCACCGUCUUUGUCAGAGAUGAGCGACGUUCCACCUGGGCUCACCAUCGAUAAGUACGAAUCCGGAAAAGCGGAAGCCAUCGGAGCAUUGUGUCGAAUCUUUUGCGCUAAGAAAACGGGCGAGGAAAUACUUCCGGUCUAUCUGGCCCGCUUUUACAUGGCUCUCCAACAAGGGCUCAAAUUAAGCGAUUCGAAAGAGUGCGAAGAAACGCUGGCAAGCAUUUUGUACAAUUCAUCCGAUUUGUUCCGAAUAGAUUUGGAAGGCAUUCAAGUGCUCCUUCCAUCGUUCAUUGCCGCACUGGAAUUGAUUCUACCAGAUAAGGAAUUGCGAAUGAAGUCCAAUGUCAUCGUGAACAAAACGGAAUUGAGACGAGCCGCGAUCAACGUGUUGUUAUCUAUUUUAGCCCUACCGUUGCACUUCCAGACGCUUCCGAUCAGGGACAUCACAGCUGGGCCUGCCGACAAGAUGAUUACUUUUGUUCAGCUAAAACCUCGUUUAAUUAACAUUCUGAUGAAUGCCUUGCAAGUCGAAAACGAUCCGCAAAACACACACAUGCUGCUGGGAGGCCUUCACCUAUGUGUCCAGGAUUCCGGAACAUUCGAAGAAAUGGAACUAGGUCCAGAUGUCCUGCACGCCUCUCAGCAAUCCAAUGAUGCCAAUCUGCUGAGCUCAGCCUGCUCGGAGAAGAGUACGUACUCGAUAAAUAGCGCCAAUUCCAGCAUAGGAGCCAACAGCACCGCCACGCUUAGCAAUGAGCCCUCUAGUUUGCCGGCUUUCGAUGAUUUUUCAUCCGACAUUUUUCAUGAUUUAGAAUUGAGUUCGUCCGCUGUUUAUGACAGCGGUCACGCUCUCUUCGUUCGCGCCACCUACUUGGUAUGUCAUCGUUUGAUUUCCUCGUGGAAAACCGAUCUCAACGUUUCGCUAGCGGCUUUGGAACUGCUUUCCGGAUUGGCCGCAAUGCACAUCAAAGAUUCAGAUGCCUUGGAAUGCAAACGUGCCGUCAAAUGGAUAUGCGACUAUAUUUGCUAUCAAUGUUCCCGACCACCUCCGGCACACAGCAAGGACCUGCACAGUACCAUUGUGGCCGCCUUCCAGUGCACUUCCUCGUGGUUGAUGCAUCAUCCAUAUCUCCUCCAGGACAAGGAAUGUCUUACUACGGUUCUGGAAGUGGUUGAGUUAGGUAUUUCCGGAUCAAAGAGCGUUGGCAAGCCAGGCGAGCCGGUCAAGCAUAAAGAUGAGAAAGAGCUUAAACCAGCUUCAAUGCGUGUUCGUGAUGCCGCAGAGAAUUUAUUGACACUGAUUCUCGAACAGAUUGACUAUUUUCCUAAUGAAUGCGGAAAGCAGUCUCUAUCUUCACUGUUAGACGAAGUAGUCCUCGCCAAGCAUUCCAAUACAAACGGAGAAGAAACAUCCGAAAUCAGCCAAGAGCAAGCAAUUCGCAAGUUCAAAUAUUUUGUAACGGAGAAUUCCACUAUUUUGGCUCUUUUUGAGGAACCUCUUGGUAAUGAUCAAGAUCCUCAACCAACAGUCACAAUAUUGAUUCGUGGCCCUUUUGGUCGGCAUGCAUGGACAAUGCAGCUACGCCAUCUGUCUCGUAGCAAAUCCGGAACCAAGUAUCAUGCUCCGAAUCCUGGUCGUCCGGUUCCUAUGAACGAUAUCAUGGUUCGCCAAGAAGUAGAGUACAAAUACUUCCCCGAUUCGGUUGACCGUAUUCCACCGUGCGUUGUGGAUUAUUCGAUCCCAACACUCGACACAACCGAACAAAAAAUAGGAAACCAAUCCACCAAGCACCUUGCGCGUUUAUUGGAAGAUCAGGUGGUUUAUGAGAAACUCUCGUGGGCUCAAACGGAAUGUUCGGUAGAUGGCUUAGGACACGCUCAGGAAGCAACUGCACCCAACGUUUGUCAUGAAUUUCAAGCGGCCCGUCUGUUCCUCGCUCAUUUCGGUUUCCUAUCGAUUGGACAAAACAACAACGGUCAGAAAAUGUUAACAGCUCUCGAUACUACGAAAUCUGAGUUUAGUCAUGACCUAAGAAUGCUAGAUAAGAUGAGCCCAAGAACAUGUGACACGAUCCACGUGUUCUACGUUAAAGCAGGUCAAUCGUCGGAAUUGGAUAUCAUCGGAAACAUGGACCCUGAGAAUCUCGCCAACAUUGACGUUCAUUUCUGGAAUGUCCUUUACACUCUCGGUUGGCCUGUGAACGUCGAAGAACAUGCCGGUUGGACUGGUUUCAUCAACUCCAGCUGGAAGAUUCCAAAAGAAAAUAAGGAGCAACGCAAAUCCAACGCCUUCAAUUCUUCGAAUAUUGAGGACCUGCAACUGAAUGGUGAGAAAAAGGUUCUCUACUGGGCUGACGUUGCGUCUGAAAUAGCAAUUGUCGUUCCAAACCGGGCGAACAAGAGCGAAAUUUAUCUAGAAGAUACCUCGGAAGGUAAUUUAACAACUACGUACGAGCGAAGCGUCAGUGAAAUUCAGACUUCCAAAGCAGCAUCCAGCAAAUCUCGACAAUAUUCCUUGGAUAACGAACCGCCCAGAUUGGGUUCAAUGAGCAGCAAAUCGGCUGAUCCGAUACCACCAGUUAGAAGGCGUACCGGAGCCUCCAAACCAACUCAAUUGUACACCGCACCUACAGCCAAGAUCCUUCUUGUAUGGCUAGAAAGUUACGAAGACCAUCUGACAUUCCCGAUUGACGAAUUGUUGCACUAUACACGAGCUGGUUACACAACAGCUCAAGGACCGAUCGCACCCUUAAAUUCCAAUGAAUGCCACAUAAUCUUUUUGCAUGCACUAAAUUCCGGCUUACUACGAGUAAAACUGCAUGGACCAGUCGGUAGGAUGAACUUCGCAAUACCGCUGAUCGAUGGAAUGGUGGUUAGCAAGAGGGUGAUCGGUUCUUUAAUUCGGCAAACGGCUUACAACAUGGCUAAACGGCGGCGGUUGGACAAUGACUCCUAUCAACCACCGCAUGUUAGGAGACGUAUCAAGGUACAAGAAAUGAUGCAAAAAUACAAAAAGGACAUGACCGAACCUGAGCUUCUGGCGGAUCUGUUCAAGCCUUCCAUAUAAGCGGACUUUUUACUUUUAUUCUUAAAGUACUAAAAAGUAUUAUAAUGCAUGUAUCUAUGCAAAAUAACAAUGCAAUUGUUUUGUUUUCGUCCAUUAGUGUACGUUUUAACGUAAAAGCAUUUCUAUUUAAAUUAUUUAACCUAAAUUUGAUCAUACUUCCCUUCGUGUAUGCUUCGUUUGACUUGAAUAUGAUGCCUAUGGAAUUUAAUUAUUGUUUUUAUAAUAAACUCAACAUUAUAAUUCUAAUAAAA
Armigeres subalbatus is the source of this 5412-nucleotide messenger RNA. RefSeq names its product ral GTPase-activating protein subunit beta. The record is from RefSeq and is a predicted model, not a curated record. Gene Ontology annotation, biological process: activation of GTPase activity; regulation of small GTPase mediated signal transduction. The transcript is spliced from 15 exons. Gene Ontology annotation, molecular function: GTPase activator activity. The coding region runs from base 149 to 5161 and encodes 1670 amino acids. NCBI's taxonomy places the organism in Eukaryota, Metazoa, Arthropoda, Insecta, Diptera, Culicidae.